CCGACCUAUGGAAUCUGAUCAUUUGGAGAGCAGUCACGGAAGAAGCAUGGCGCCUUGGCUGGUAAUUUUGCUCUGCGCGUUCAUCGGUUGUCUGGCUGAUGAUCCUGUAUGCAGCAAUUUUGAAUACCUAGACAAAUGUCCUGUGGACUGCGCUAAGGACUAUUGUCCAACGAGCGAAGAAGAAUCCAAGCAGGGCUGUCCACCCAGCCCCGACCCCUGCCCCGCGCCCGCCUGCAAGUGCGGCUUCAACCACCGCUACGCCAGCCGCGACAAUAAGACUUGCAUCCCUACUAGAAAUUGCCCUCCCUUCGAAUGCAACCGACCCUUCGAAGAAUACGUUUCGUGUCCCCCUAUGUGCCCAAACGGCAGCUGCCAACAGGCGACCCCUAACGGGAACUGCCCUCCGCUGCUGGGUAGAAUCGGCAUCAUACUGAUAUGCAACCCACAGUGCCGCUGCAUCAAAAACUACUGGAGACAGGAUGGUGUUUGCAUACCUUAUUCCGAAUGUCCUCAAAACAAAAAUACAACGCCAGCAACUCCAGCGGCAGAAGACCAAGCAAAUUCAGAAGACCCACAAAACCCAGUAGACUCAGAAAACCCACAAAACCCAGGAGACUCAGAAAACCCUGAAAACUCAGAAGACCAAAACUGUAGUGGAGAGCAAGAUGACACAAAUUCCGUGACUGCUACUUUAUAGUGGACCCCGGGAGCGAUGAAACAGAUCCAGUUUCCGGUCACCAGGAAGAAAUUAACAGCACCACAAACAGCACCCUGUAGCUCCCUCAGCGAGUGCCCAGAGAUUUUCAGUUUCAGCUUAAGACCUACUAAUUCUUAACGUGCCCGAGAACAUCAGUCAGUUUUAAAUAUGAUUUUGGAAAUAUAUUGAAAUUAUUAUAAA
This is a messenger RNA of Ostrinia nubilalis (European corn borer), 898 nucleotides long. RefSeq lists its product as uncharacterized. The record is from RefSeq and is a predicted model, not a curated record. The transcript has 5 exons. Lineage: Eukaryota; Metazoa; Arthropoda; Insecta; Lepidoptera; Crambidae. Bases 8 to 697 code for a protein of 229 amino acids.